CACCCUGCUGUCUGCUACCGCCACCGCCAGAAAGAGAAACACAGAAACAGUGCGGCAGCUUGACGACACACUCCUCUCAACAGUUGUAUUUUGUCCAACUAUGGGAUAUUUUAUCACAACACACAGCUGAACCCAUUGUGAAUCUCUGCUGGCCUGUCUGGAAGAUCAUCCUCACUGAAUCUGGAUUACUUUACUUCCUCUUCUCCUUCAUCCCAUCAGUAGACUAGAGGUGAACAGCUUUCUGGAGCAGCAGUGGCUCUACGCAGAAAGAGGGGCACAUCACAUGGGAGUGCGUGACUGCGUGUGUGAGGGUGUGUGUUCAGGCCUCCUGCCGUCGCCCGCUCUUCCCAGACAGGCAUGGCGGGGGUCAGAGAGCGCGUCUCCCGGAUACAGAGGCCGUGGUCGGUGUACCGGGCCAACACAUUCGAGCUGUCCAACGAGAUGAUCGGCUUGGCUCUCGCAGGAAACAGUCAGGAUCCAGAUGAGCCUGUGCUUGAGUUCAGCGUGGCCUGCACAGACCUGCUGACUCCUGCUUUGGAUCGAAAACCCAACAGCUUUGUAGCUGUGAGCUGCACGACACCACCACAGGCCUUUUGGACCAAACACGCACAGACUGAAGUCAUAGAGGGCACCAGUAACCCCAUCUUCCUCAGCAGCAUCGCCUUCUUCCAGGAAUCCAACAUCAACCAGCAGACGCAGGUGAAACUGGCCGUCUACGACGUGAAGGACCGCUCGCAGGGCACGAUGUAUAUGUUGGGAUCAGCACUAUUUCCUGUAAAAGAGUUGUUGCAAGAGAAGAGCCACAGAUUACAGCUCGAACUGAGAUCAGCAGAGAAUGAGCGGGUUGGGGAAGUCACUAUAGCUGCCUGGCAGAUGGAGGAGAGAGCAGAUCAGAGGAUGUCGGCCGGCCGCCUGCCAGACAGCAUCAAUGGCCGGACGAUGCUGCCUGUUGAUGAGAGCCUCACGGAGUCGAUGGGAGUCAGAAUCAAAUAUGCCUCGCUAUGCAAAGACACCCUGCUUCGCUCAGUGUUUGGAGGCACGAUGUCCCGGAUGUACCGCUUCCCCACGACGGAUGGGAACCACUUACGGGUGCUGGAGCAAAUGGCAGAGAGCGUCCUCUCAUUAAACAUUCCCAGACAGUUUGUCAGACUGCUGCUGGAAGAGGAUGCAGCCAGGGUGUGUGAGCUGGAGGAGCUGGGAGAGUUAUCCCCUUGCUGGGAGAAUCUGCGGCGACAAAUUGUCUCUCAGUACCAGACCAUAAUACUCACAUACCAGGAAACCCUGUCAGACCUCAACAACUACAGAGGUCCGUCGUUCAAAGCCAGUAACCUGAAGGCAGAGAGGAAGCUUGAGUUCAUGCCAACCAACCUUCACGUUCAGAGGAUGAGGGUGCAGGAUGAACUGGGCUUCGAACACACGUACGAUGUGAUAACAAUUGGUGCUCCGGCGGCUCACUGCCAGGGUUUCAAAAACAACGGUUUGAGGAAACUCAUCCAGAAGUUUGAAGAGGCAAAGAAACACGUAUAUGAGGAGGAAUGCAGCGCCCUGUCAAGCUCGCAGUCUAUCGUCUACAUACCCCAGGACAUUGUCCGAGCCAAAGAGAUCAUCGCCCAUAUCAACACGCUGAAGACUCAGGUCAGCUACUAUGCUGAGAGGCUUUCCCGAGCCGCCAAAGAUCGAUCUGCCAGCGGACUGGAAAGGACGCUCGCUAUUCUGGCUGAUAAGACUCGUCAGUUGGUGACGGUAUGCGACUGUAAGCUGCUGGCUUCUGCCAUACAGGCCCUGAAAGCAGCACGGCCCGAGUACAUCGCCUCCAAAGUGUCUCCCUCUGCAGACUCAGAACAAGUAGUCCUCCGUAACGACCAGGACACGCUGCUAGCCAAGUGGAGUGGUCGCAACAGCCGAUCCUCGCUGCAUGUAGACUGGCAUGAAGAGGAGUGGGAGAAAGUUUGGUUGAAUGUGGAUAAGUCUCUGGAGUGCAUCAUCCAGCGUGUGGACAAGCUGCUUCAGAAGGAGAGGAGACCCAGCGUCAGCAGUCAGGACAGUACCCAGACUGACCUGCAGGGCGGUGCCAGUAAGAAAGGUGAUGCAAAAAGAGCUUUCUGGAUCAACCCAGGAAGUAUAUCACAGGAAUCUCCAUCAUUACCAUCAUCAUCUCUACCAUCCUCAUCAUCAUCAUCACCACAAGCCUCUUCCUCUCCGCCUGCCCUCUCUUCUGCAUGUCCUCCCAGCCCUGAACAAGAAUCCUAUGGAAGCCCGAGUGCUGAGGAGGCGUACCCAGGUGAGUGGAGCGAGGCACUGUACCCUCUCCUCACCACGCUCACAGAGUGCGUUGCCAUGAUGAGUGACACGGCCAAAAAGUCCAUGGUCUUCCUGCUGAUGCAGGACAGCGCCCCGACGAUAGCCAUGGACCUGUCACUGCAGUACCGCCGUGAUGUUGUCUUCUGCCAGACGCUCACCGCUCUUAUCUGCGGCUUCAUUAUCAAACUGAGGAACUGUCUCCGUGACAACGGAUUCCUCCGACAGCUCUACACCAUUGGCCUGCUGGCUCAGUUUGAGUCCCUGCUCAGCACCUACGGAGAGGAGUUGGCCAUGUUGGAGGACAUGAGUGUCGGCAUCAUGGAUCUUCGCAAUGUCACCUUUAAGGUGACGCAGGCCACCGGCAGCUCCGCCCCCGACAUGUUGCCGAUCAUCACGGGGAACCGGGACGGCUUCAACGUCCGCAUCCCGCUGCCGGGAACCAUGUUUGACGCGUUGCCGCGGGAGAUCCAGAGCGGCAUGCUGCUAAGGGUCCAGCCGGUGCACUUCAAUGUCGGUAUCAAUGAGCAGCAGACGCUGGCUGAGAAGUUCGGAGACACAUCCCUGCAGGAAGUCAUUAACUUGGAGAGCCUUUCCAGGCUAAAUUCAUACUACGAACAGUUCAAAGAAGUCCUGCCUGAGGACUGCCUCCCGAGGUCUCGUUCUCAGACUUGUCUCCCUGAGCUGCUGAGGUUUCUGGGGCAGAACGUCCACGCCAGGAAAAACAAGAACGUGGACAUCCUCUGGCAGGCGGCCGAGAUCUGUCGCCGCCUGAACGGGGUGCGUUUCACCAGCUGCAAAAGUGCCAAAGACCGCACGGCCAUGUCGGUCACCUUGGAGCAGUGCCUGAUCCUGCAGCACGAGCAUGGCAUGGCGCCACAGGUCUUCACGCAGGCCCUCGACUGUAUGCGCAGUGAGGGCUGCAGACGAGAAAACACUGUGAAGAAUGUUGGAUGCCGAAAGUAUGCGUUUAACUCCUUGCAACUCAAAGCCUUCCCCAAACACUACCGACCACCCGAUGGCACCUACGGGAAAGUUGAAACCUGAUCGGACCACAGAGAGCGCUCUGUCUGGGAAUAUUAUUGGACAGUAUGGCUACUCUGUGUUUUUGGGAAGGCCAAGAUCAGACUGGGAACAAUCAAGAUAACAGUUUAAUUAGACCGUCAUAUCAGAGUUUUGUGAUCCAAUUAAUUUUUUGAAGGUGUACUCAGUGAUGCAGUGUCACAGUAAUAAACAGUUGCAUCUUCCUGAAAAACAAACUCCCAGAUUUCCUCAGUAUAAUGACUGUUUUUGUAUUAGUUGCUUAUGUCAUAUUAUGCAUAACAUGUUUCAAGCUCUUUGGUUUUAAU
Messenger RNA from Micropterus salmoides (largemouth bass), 3647 nucleotides. RefSeq names its product inositol polyphosphate-4-phosphatase type I A-like. Bases 358 to 3345 code for a protein of 995 amino acids. Gene Ontology annotation, cellular component: cytoplasm. The transcript is spliced from 27 exons. Lineage: Eukaryota; Metazoa; Chordata; Actinopteri; Centrarchiformes; Centrarchidae. Gene Ontology annotation, molecular function: phosphatidylinositol-3,4-bisphosphate 4-phosphatase activity. The record is from RefSeq and is a predicted model, not a curated record.